This is a messenger RNA of Topomyia yanbarensis, 5005 nucleotides long. RefSeq lists its product as uncharacterized. The coding region runs from base 255 to 4793 and encodes 1512 amino acids. Gene Ontology annotation, molecular function: RNA binding. Gene Ontology annotation, biological process: regulation of RNA splicing. Gene Ontology annotation, cellular component: nucleoplasm; ribonucleoprotein complex. The record is from RefSeq and is a predicted model, not a curated record. NCBI's taxonomy places the organism in Eukaryota, Metazoa, Arthropoda, Insecta, Diptera, Culicidae. The transcript is spliced from 3 exons.
CUGGCUACUGGAAAGAGGUGAAAUUUUACGACGUGCGAAUAAUAUUUAGGUUUCCUCUGAUUUUUGGGGGGUUUUCCUUGCUGAACUGUUGGAAUAUUGAAGGAGAAUCCUUGUGAUGUAAUUGAAGAGUCGAAAUAUUUGCGGUUAAUCACGAGGACUUUGACUAACACAUUGUUCAUAUUUAUUUUCGAUUGGAAAAACGUUUAAUUGAAUUUGGGCUGCCCUCAUAGAGUCCUGAGCACUAUUCGGCGAAGAUGAGCGUAAUAAUACGCUUACAGAAUUUGCCCUGGUCGGCAAAUGCACUGGAUGUUCGUAACUUUUUCAAAGGCCUGUCGAUCCCGGAUGGCGGAGUUCACAUCGUUGGUGGUGAAAUGGGCGAUGCUUUUAUUGCGUUCAGCACCGACGAAGAUGCCCGCCAGGCAAUGAUGAUGAAUGGAGGUAAGAUAAAGGAAGUUCAGAUCACAUUGCUUCUGUCGUCCCGUGCCCAAAUGCAAAAAGUGAUCGAGGAAGCGCGCCGAACGACGAUGUCAUUUAUGCAGCUAUCAGCACAAAGCUCGGCACCGCCCCAACCUGCGCCUGUUGCGGCAAAGGUUCCCGUUCCGACAACGACGGUAUCUCAGCAACCGCAACCGCCGGUGAUUAGUUUGUCUGGAUUCUUGGCGCAAAAUUUGAACUCGCAAAAAUCGCAGAUUAUGCAGGCACAGUCGAUCUACUCAGAGAUUCCAGGCUUGGGAUUUUUGAAUUCUAGUACCGGUAUGUUUCAGCCGAAUGCUCCUGCUGCUGGAUUAUUCUCAGCGUUAAAUGCGCAGUCAUAUAAUAGUGCAGAUCCGAAUUCAGCUUUUGCGCAGUUAUCCGAGCAGUUGAAAAAGGCUACGGAGGCAGAGAAAAAAGCUGCGGCAAAAGGAUUGACCAACGCCAGUGGUAAAGUCGGUAGUAGUAAUCUUAGUUCGAAGAAGGAGUCUGGAGAAAAAAGUAGCCGCCGUAGUAGAUCUUCAUCUCGUGAACGGGAUAGGCGUCGAUCAUCAAGGGAUCGUUCUCGGUCGAGGAGUCGUGACCGUGAUCGGGGAAGACGUCGUAGCGGAAGAGAUCGUAGUCGCAGUAGAAGUCACGAUCGGCGUAGUCGAAGCCGUAGUCGUGAUCGUCGUGAUAGGCGACGUAGGUCUAGAUCGCGAGAUAGACGUGGAAGUCGAUCGAGAGAUGUUAGUCGGGAGAAGGAGUCAAAGGUUGACAAGUCUGCGAGAGGAAGGGUUUCCCGGUUUAGUGAUCGCGCUGAGCUGAAAUCGGCAAAUACUGCUGCACCCAUCGCUGUACCAGAGGUAGAACAAAAGCCAUUUGUUAGUCCAUGGGACACUCCGAUUCAAUUGAAUUUGAUGAAAUUAUCUGGUAGUAGUGUGACGAAACCGAUUCUACCACCCGUCAUUGCGCCGCAAUCAGUAGCGAUAGCAUCCAAUCCGUCUGCGACUCGUAAUGAGCAGCCUCAGAGUAGUUCAAAUAACCAGUCCAAUCCUCAGGCGAGCCUAUACCCUGCAGUGAAUUAUGGCUCCUUUCAGGCGUCAAAGCCGAUUAGUAGCGAGCAUUUGAGUAAGUUACAGGAGCUGCAUGCCAUGCGUGAUCCAAGAGCCUUUCAAGGUCAACCAGGUCAAAGCCACAAUCGAGGUCAGGGUCACGGUCAAGGAUCCGGUAGAGACAAUAAUGGGUUCGGAAAGAACCAAAAUCAGAACGCGUAUAGCUACUCAAAGCAAAAUGAUGAACAUAAUUCUGCCUUUAGGAUGUCUUCCAGUAAAAACAAAUCAUCGGAGGAUAGCUUCAACGAAAGGCAUCAUAAAUUGUCUGAACAUGACGACAGAUCGGAAUCAUCCGAUGAAACGGAAGGGCAGUCAGUUAAGAUUUCUAACAUGGAUACCUCCACCGGCUAUGGUGAACUUCGACGAUUUUUCUUCGGACAGUCGAUCUCUAGCAAUGGAAUAAAGAUGAUAAAUGAUCGAAAUGGCAAGAGGACGGGAGUGGCGUACAUCAGGUUUCUAAGGAAGGAUGGCAAAAGGUAUGCUCUUUCGAGAGAUGGAAUGGAAUUGAGGCGGGCGCACGUGAAGCUUGAGUCGAUAACGGAUAAGGAGUUUGAAGAUGCUAUCGAUUCAUAUCGGCCGACUUAUGAUGAUACUAAGAAUAAUUGGGUAGAACUAAACGAUCAAAACGAAGACAAAAAAUCCGAAGAUGUGAUCGAGAUAAUGGACGAUUCAAGUGAGCGAGGAAAUAAAUUUGGGUCGCUGGUCGUUUGGAAUCUACCGAAUAUGACAACUGAAUUGGAUUUAAUGCGAAUCUUUUCUGAUUUUACUGUGGUUGAAGUACUGAUCAUCAAAAACUACAAGAAUCCGAAGCAAUUUGAUGGAUACGUUAAGUUUCAUCGGUUGGAAGACGCCCGUAAAGCUUACGACAGUAUACAUAAGCAUUACAUUAGAAACAAGCGGGUGUACAUAAAAUUGUGUACCGACAUUGAGUACGAUGCGGCGAAGAAUGAGUAUGAUGAACCUGAGGAUAAUGACGGUGUUGUUGCGGUUCAGCCAUCAACUGUAGAUUUGGAUGAUUCGGUGCAGGAUAUUGUUGAAGAUUCAAAAGGAUCCAAGAGCGAUGUCGGUGACAACAUGGAUUUGGUUGUCGAAGAAAAGGCUCCAGUUGAUGGAGAAAAAAUCGAGCGACCCUUCCAUGAUCUUAUGGGUGAUGAUCCGCCUUUGGAUCAGCUGAUUGAUUCUAACAGUCGACAAGUGGCUUCAGUUUCAGAAUCUGAAGAGGAUCAAUGGGAUGUGAAACAACCACGUGAUCCUAGAAAUAUUUUCAGUCGCAAUUUCAGUAAGCCGCCGUAUCAGAAUCAGCAGCAAUAUCCGCAACAACAUGCUGCACUUCAGCUGCAGCAACAUUUUUCGUCACCACAGUCUUCACUGCAGCAGCAAAAUCAACUGCAGCAAUCUUAUUCCCCGCAGCAGCAAAAUCAGCUAAUGCCACCUCAUUUGUUGCCGCAACAACAUUUACUACAGCAGCAAAAUCAACAACAGCAACCUUUUUCAUCGCCACCGUAUUACUUGCCUCCGCAGCAAAAUCAGCAACUGCCAUCUUAUUCUCCCCAGCAGCAGUUUUUUCAUCAACAGCAAAAUCUACAACAACCUCCACUUUCAUCUCCACAGCAGUCUUUACUGCAACAGCAAAAUCAACAGCAACCCUAUUCAUCGCAACAGCACUCUGUACUUCAGCAGCAAUAUCAACAACAGCAAUCACAUUUAUCGCCGCAGAAUCCUUUAUCUCAGCAGCAAAAUCAACGAUCACAAUCGCAGCGACCGCAAGAACAACACCGUGAGUCAGUCGUCGCACCGCAAAAGAGCGUAGGUGGAUUCGGAGGUGAAUUCAGCCGUGAUCCCCGUCGUCGACAGAAUGUUAUGAAUCAGCAACCUAACGAAAGUCAGAGCCAGACUGGAUUUCAAAGCGAUAACACCCGAGACGGUGUCGAUAACAAUAAGAAUAAUUAUGGUUCUUCACAAUCUCGUUUUGGUGCAUCAUCGUCUUUUAUGGGACCCAAAGGUAAUGACCGGUACGAUCAACUAUCGACCAAUUCAAACGAUCAGAGCAACGGUAAAACAACAUUUAUAGUGAUAACCAACCUUGAGUAUGGGCUGCAGGAAUCGAUCGUCAGAGAAUUCUUUGAUCACGAAGGAUUCAAUCCGAAGCAUGUGCACUUCAUUCGCUCUCAUACCGGUCGACCAACCGGUGAGUGCUUAGUAGAAUUCGAUACUCCACAAGAAGCGGAAGCUACAAUGUUGAAAAAUGGUUCACAAAUUGGCAAAAGAAAAGGAUUUAUAAAACAUUUGGAUAAACAUCAGGUUAUGGACGUGAUGCAAAGGAUAAACCGUGGUAGAGGAGGUCGUGGGCAAAAAUUCUAUAAAGAUGGAAAUAAUUUCGGUGGGGGCUACAAUAAUUUCGGUGACCACAGUAAUAACUUCAGUGGAAGCAAUAACUUUGCUAGUAACAAUUUCGGCAGAGGAAAUUUUGCAAAUGAUAAUUACGGCGGAAAUUCCUCUGGCAAUGAUAGAUCUGCAAAUAAUGCUUCCGGUGGAUUAAGUGACAGUAAUUUCUCGGAAAAUAACGGAAGGCAAAGGAUAGGUAACUUUGAUAAUGAUCAAAAUCAGAAUUUUGCAUCCGAUAACGCAUCUUCAAACAUAGAUCAUGAUGCGUGCAAUAAUCAACAAAAUGAAGUGGAUUAUUUUGUUGAUGACUCCCAUGAUCAACCUGAGGAAAUACCGGUAAAUAUUGAUGAAACCAGUCAAGAGGAUGUAAAAGAUCAGGAAGAAUCCGAAAUUCCCGAAAAACUCACAGAAGAAAUACCCUGUACCGAACAGUUGGCUGUACAAGAGCCUGCUGAUACACCCGCUAUACAGUCGGAACCGGAACACCCGGAAGAUCAAUCACUCCAAUGUAUCUCACCGAAAAAUGAUGGUCGAGAACCAGACGAUCCGCCACUGGAUAUGCCCUGCCAACUGCCUGAUCCUGAUACAAGUUGCGAUAAUAUUAUCAUUCUCAGUAAUCUACCGUUUCGCGCCCGGAAUGAGGAUAUAGCAAAACACUUUAAGGAGUAUAACGUAACUGUGAACGAUGUCAAGCGAAGGUAUAUGCGGGAUGGACGAGCUACCGGAGAAGCAAUGGUUCGGUUUCAGAGCCCUGACGAUGCACAGCGUGCUCUGCAGUCGCACCAGCAGCGGCGAUUAGGAGGGCGGUACAUACGGAUGAAGAUUCUGAGUGAAUUCAAUUAGCAUGGUAGUAGAUUGAGAACAAAGAUGGUUUGAACAUUUCUACGCUGCUGAGAUCAUAUAAGAUGUUUCAUUUUAUAUCAUUCAGCUCGGACAUUAGAAUACGAAGCAAAAUUGGGGAACUACAUUUGAAUGAGUGAGUGCGUUUCGAUUUUAUGAAUUAGAACUGUAAAUAGUAAUUGAUAAAUGAAAUACAUAUGAUUAAUGUAUCCUAA